AUGGCACAGAAAGGAUUUAAAAUUGCUGGUGACAAACUCUGCUGCGCGAUCUGUUUGGAUCUACUGAAUGAUCCUGUGACUAUUCCCUGUGGACACAACUACUGCAGGGAAACCUUCAUACCGAGGCCUGCUCUGGUGAAAAACACCAUGUUAGCUGAGUUAGUGGAGGAAGUGAAGCAGACUGGACUGUAUGCUGUUCCUGCUACUCACUGCUAUGCUGGACCUGGAGAUGUGGCCUGUGAUGUUUGUAGUGGGAGAAAACUGAAAGCCUUCAAGUCGUGUCUGCACUGUGUGGUCUCUUAUUGUGAGCGCCAUCUACAGCCUCAUAAUAAUGUAGAUGGAUUGAAGAAACACAAACUGGUCAACCCAUUCAAGAAGCUUCAGGAGAACAUGUGCUCUCACCACAAUGAGGUAAUGAAGAUUUUCUGUCGCACGGAUCAGCAGUGUAUCUGUUAUUUGUGCUCCAUGGGUGAACAUAAAGGCCACGACACAGUCCCAGCUUCAACAGAAAGAACUGAAAAGCAGAAAGAGCUGAAGCCGUGUCUUGAAAAUUUUCAACUGAGAAUUCGGGACAGAGAAGAACAUGUUAAGGUGUUUCUGCAGGAAAUGGAGGCCAUUAGUGAGUCUGCUGAUAAAGCUGUGAGGGACACUGAGAAGACAUUUGAACAACUUUUCUUUCUCAUCAAGGAAAACAUUUCUGAUAUCCAGCAACAGAUCAGAUGCCAACAGAGAACUGAAGUAAAUCGAGCUAAAGAGGUUGUGGAAAAACUGCAGGAAGAGCUCAGUGAACUGAAAAGGAAAGAUGCUGAACUGGAACAGCUCUCUCACACAGAGGAUCACACUCAGUUUCUACACAUGUUCCCUUUGUUCUCAAAUUUUACUGAAUGUACAGAGGUACCUUUUACUAAACGUCAUCCUCUGCUGUACUUUGAUGAUGUGCCGGCUGCUGUGUUAGAGGUGAAAAAUAAACUGCAGGAUGAUCUUCAGGAAGGAUGGCAAAAAGUUUCCCGCACAGUGACUGAUGUAGACGUGUUGCUACCUCAACCAGAGCCACAAACCAGAGCUGAAUUCUUGAAGUUUUCAACUCAGCUCACACUGGAUCCAGACACUGUAAACAUGCGGCUGUUAUUAUCUGAAGAGAACAGAAGGGCAACAUUUGUGAGUAAAAAACAGGCAUAUCCAGGUCACCCUGAAAGAUUCAUGAACAGGUCGCAGGUCCUGAGCAGAGAAAGUCUGACUGGAUGUCAUUACUGGGAGGUAGAGUGGAGUGGGUUUGGUAUUUACAUAGCAGUCGCAUACAAAAGCAUAAGCAGAACGGGAGAUCAAAGUGAAUUUGGAAACAAUAGUGAGUCUUGGGCAUUAGACUGUUACAGUAGUAAUUAUUCACUCAGUCAUGGAAAAAAUUGUUAUAGGUUUACAGGCCCUGUGUCUUCCAAAAUUGGAGUGUACCUGGAUCACAAAGCAGGUAUUCUGUCCUUCUAUAGUGUCUCUGGCACCACAACUCUCCUUCACAGAGUCCAGACCACAUUCAAUCAGCCGCUCUACGUUGGACUGAGGGCAAGUCACUUCUUAGGAUCAGACUCCUCUGCUGUGUUUGUCUGA
Messenger RNA from Pundamilia nyererei, 1602 nucleotides. Its product is annotated as tripartite motif-containing protein 16-like. The transcript has 2 exons. Gene Ontology annotation, molecular function: zinc ion binding; protein binding. The coding region runs from base 1 to 1602 and encodes 533 amino acids. Lineage: Eukaryota; Metazoa; Chordata; Actinopteri; Cichliformes; Cichlidae. The record is from RefSeq and is a predicted model, not a curated record.